Saccharomycopsis crataegensis is the source of this 2178-nucleotide messenger RNA. RefSeq lists its product as uncharacterized. The transcript has a single exon. The record is from RefSeq and is a predicted model, not a curated record. Lineage: Eukaryota; Fungi; Ascomycota; Saccharomycetes; Ascoideales; Saccharomycopsidaceae. The coding region runs from base 1 to 2178 and encodes 725 amino acids.
AUGACAGAAUCCAAUUCACCAGAGGAUAAUUCCAUGGCUGACGUUUUGGACUCUGAUAUCUUCAAGAAUUUGGACAAAGAAGCUAAUAACUAUGAAACAAAUGAUCGCAAACGAUCACGUCCCGUUUCUAAAGCCUCAGAAAAACUGGAAAAUUCUGAAAAUGAUUAUCUAGAAGAUCCUAAUGGCCAUAGUAAUAUGAUUUCCAUGAGUAGUACUCCAUUCACAAAUAAAUUCUUCAAUUACAAUGGUAAUUUUGCAAGCAGUGAUUUGAUGAUGUUGAGUAACUCGCCAUAUUCUAAUAGGUCUUCAAUAAACCGACGUUUCCUGAAUUUUAAUUCCACUAUCAAGAGAUCAACAAAAAAAAGCUCCAAUGGUGUUUCUAAUGAGUUUCUUUUCAAUCUUUCUUCGUCACCUUCCAAAUAUGCCUCUAAAUCAACGCCCAUGGAGAGAAAAUUUGCAGAAAGGGUAGUGGCCUCCAAUAUUGCUACGCCACAUACGGGGAAGUCUAUUCGUAUGAGUGACUUCAUCACUGAUACUCCAUCACAAAAAGAGUUCUUUGGAGAGUUUGGUUUUUCUAAUCAAGGAUCUAUUCUCCGAAGUUUCGGUAGGUCUACUCCGAAGGCACAAAAACAUCCACAAGCAAUAAAUGGAGGAAAAGAGAAAGGAAAAGAGUCUUUGACUUUGGAUACAGACACUGAAAUCUUGAACGAAUUGAAUUUUUCACCAUUCAACAAAAAUAUUGCUGGUGGCUCGCACAGUACAAAAAGAAAAGUUACAAGGUUAUCGAUGAUGGAAUCGCCCAGCAGAACCCCAUUCAGAAACUCUAGAGUUCGGUUUGGCGACAGCAAGGAAAUGGACGAAAUUGGACAAGUGUUGAUGAAUUUCAAAACACCAAAGAGUUUAAGGAAGAAAAUUGAUGGAAUGAAAGGUUUUUACACCAGUCCUUUGCACGGCAACUUCCAAACCCCAAGUUCCUCUAAUGGUGCUCCUGGUGGUUUGAAGCUAGUGAAAAUUGAUAAUGAUGCUACCGAUGAUGAACAAACUGAUGAUGAAACUGAUAGAGAAAUGGAUGAUGACCACAAUAAUGUUAGUAUUAACACCAAAGAAACCAGCACUUCCUCUAUUCGACUAUCAUCCAUUGCGGAUGAUGAAGGGAAGCAGAAGUUGUCAGAUCACAAAGAAAUCAUAAGUCAGCAUCUGGCAUUAAACAUUGGGUCUUCGAAAAUGGCCUCUCAAGCACUUCAUUAUCCAAUACCUCCUCCAUAUUUUACUAAUCCAAGUUCAAAUGCCCCGCAUCUACAUCAUAUUGAUACUCAUCAACUUCCUCAUAUUGUUGCUGGCCUUCAACCUAUUGGUCCACCUCUUGUAAAUAUGAAUACUAAUUCUUUCCAAUGUUUACCUCCACCUCAAGCAAACUUCAUUGAUGGUAACCAAGAUUUGAUCACUAAUAUUUUUGAAACACCGUCAAAACAGGUGAAAAAGGAUGAUAAUGAUUCACCAUCCACUAUCUUGGCAUCAAGUGUGAAAAAGAUGGAUGCUGUGUUGUUGAAACGUGACUUUUUGACAAGCCCUACCCCAUUAAACAAAAAAGCUGAUAAUAGAAAUAUAUUAUUAAGCGGCGUUAUGUCAAUGCCCACAAUGGGAGUUUUUGGUGAACAUAAACCGACAAUUUCCAAAGAUCCAGCCCCAAAUAUAGAAGGUCAAAUGUUACAAACUCAGCUUCAACAACCAGUGAAUUCUAAAACGCAAGAGAUUUCAUCAUUUACUACCAGGACUUUGAAAACCGUUUCUGUCACUGAUAAUAAGAUUGAUCCGUCUGUUUCCAAUAUUGGUAAUACUAAGAUGCAAUUUAUAUUUGCCGAUAUUAAAUCUAUCGAAUCAUUCACUAAUGAUCUGGUAUAUCAAAGAAAACCUAUAAAAAAGAAAACCGGACUUCACAAAAGAUCCGCUUCUACAAACUCUUUUAUUAAUAAAGAGAAUUUUCAUAUUCUGAAACCGUCUUCAGGGGCCAAAAAACAAGUUACCGCAAAGCGACCUCUCAGCGAAUUGAAUCAAAGUAAUUCUAAUGCCCAUAACAAUAAAAAUAAUCCUAAGGCUAAGAUUAUUUCAAAGAUACCCCUUAUUCAAAUUUCUUCUUCUAAAUCAGAGUUGCCGACAACUAAUAACUCGGGAUCAUAG